AGUUUGGAGCUGCAGUCGUGGUGAUGAGGCACCGUCGCAGAGUGGCGGCUCAUCCGGAACAUGUUCCAUUUGAAACCGUGGUCUGCAGGCGCUACUUGAUAAACGGCGAUCCACGGUUUUUGCUUCAUUACCUCCAAGAGGAUGAGGAUAACGCAUUUGAAGAGGAGCCAGCACCGGCCAUCCCAAUUCAACCGGUGGUGCAACUCCUCCUAUAGCCAGGUUGGUUUCUGCUUGAAAAUUCUCUUUAAAAAAAAAUUGUAAUAAUGAAUUACCUUUGUGUGAUAUUUUCAAUAAUAUUUGUAACAAAAAGUAGCUGGAUAUUGUUCUUCACUUUUCAUGUUUGAGAUCCUUCUUGAUUAUUUUUUGUUUCUCUGAGGUUUGUGGAAAAUUUAAAUCGAAGGUUGCGAGAGGUCAUCCAAUGGUCACACCAUUGGGACAACUAUUUGAAAUUAAAAUAUAAGUUUAUUCUUAGUCAACAUGAUUUAUUUUUACU
Molecule: messenger RNA, 493 nt
Organism: Brassica oleracea var. oleracea
Lineage: Eukaryota; Viridiplantae; Streptophyta; Magnoliopsida; Brassicales; Brassicaceae
Source: RefSeq, a predicted model, not a curated record